GACUCCCAGGCAGAGAGCGAGAUACCUUUUUUCUCUGUAUUUUCUGUUAUACAGUGACUUAUUAUGCGCAGGGAUACCAACGUCUUCAAUAUCUCUAGCUGAGCAACAUGCCAAAAAGGUCAACGAUUGAGCAAUGAGAGGGCUAAAGACAUUUCUUUCCCGUCCGUCGCGGUCACAUGCGGCAGCACACGAACCGAUCGGCGGCGCGGCGCGUGGCUCAGAGCGGUUGCUUUGUCCUUCCAUCAUAUGCUGCACUGACCUCAUUGCUCUUUGUAUGCGCUGAAAUGUCUUCAAGAGACCUUGAAAGUGAACGUAAAUCUUACCGCGCCCAACUCGACCAAGCACUGCAGGAAGACGAAGACCCUUUGGCUGCAUACGACACUUUUAUUAAAUGGACUUUGUCUAACUACUCCGGUGACCUAAUCGCUCAUUCGGGGCUCGUAGAACUGCUUGAAGAAGUAACCAGGACAUUCAGGGAUGACUCUGCGUACAAAGGGGACCUUCGAUACCUCAAGACGUGGUCCAUGUUCGCCAACUGCGUCGAGUAUCCCGCUUUGGUGUUUGAAUAUCUGCUGAAGCAAGGCAUUGGCACGGUAUAUGCGCAAGUAUAUGAGGAUUUCGCGCUUGCACUAGAACAGAUUGGCCGUCGUGCAGAUGCGGAACAAGCUUAUCAGCUAGGCGUUCAGCGGCGAGCGCGUCCAGCGGAACGUCUCAAGAAGCGUUAUGCCGAGUUUCAAGCGCGUCCAUUUCCAUCCACACUGCCGUCCAAGUCUCCCCUGUCCAAUCCUGACCUCUGGAAAGAUGCUUCACCAGAAACUCAAGCUCUCCGCAAAGACCCUUUCAAGAACUACAACCCGAAACCGAAACUCCUCUCGUACGCACCUCCAAAGUCCACACCUCAAUACACGAACACCUUACUCGACCCAAACCAUGACCGAUACGCACAUAUUCGCAACCCGGCACCACUAGCCCCAGGCAAACGACCAGAGAAACUACGAUUCAAUCUCUCCCUACUCUUCACCUCAGAAGGAGAAGAAUAUAGCAUUCAAGAAGCCCGAGCGCGUUCUAUGGGUCUUCUAGGAAAGAAAUGGGGUCCACCUCCAGAAGCUCAGACGCGUCAAGUAAAAGUGGGCUUUGAUGAAACUGGUGCGCGCAACACACGUAAUCAUACAAAGAAGAAUACAACUUCUUCUUGGGGAGGCGGCGCGGAGCCUACAGUCACUUUGGCUACUAAAGAAGCAUUGGCAGACGUGUUUGGGAUGUAUAACAGUCCAGAGAAGAGCAUGCGUUAUGGUGUGGCUGCAGGCAGUAAACAUGCACCUGUGCAGAAGAUCAAUUUUGAGAGGACCGUCAAUCCUGUCACACCCUUACCUGCACCUGCAUUCAGAGCAUCAAACUCGAGAGAUGAGAACGAUCUCGACAAGACACCGUUCAGACCGUAUGUCGAUCCUGGUGUAGAGAGGAAAGAGAAUAACACUCCGGCGCCAGCUAAGUUCAAACCUUUCGUCGACGAACAAACCCCCAGACCUCCUGCAGUCACUCCUGACCCCAAUCGACGCGUUCUUUCAGUCAAAGAAACCGUCCCACCCGUACCCCGUUCUAACGAGAAUGCCCGUCCUCCGCCGCCCAAGUCAAAUGAAAAUGCUGUUCCAUCUAGGUCAAAUGAGAAUCCGCCCGCCCCAAGACCAAAGACUCCUACCAAUAGCGUUUUCAGACCUCUUUCAGAAGACCGUCGACCACCGACAGUCUUCACUCCUGCUGCUCCUGGAGAGAGUAGGGCGUUCUCGAGGAAAGACAUCUUUGUUGACCCUCCUGCGUCCUCGUCCUCGUCAUCGGAGAAUGCUAGCGCAGCUCCUGCACCAUUCAAGGUGUUUAGUCGGCCGACGCCUGCGGCUGCGGGAAGUUCAAGUUCGAGCUCAAAUGUGUUCUCUAUAAGACCUGAUACACCAGGACAUCCUCCGCCUCCUGCGGUGUUCAAACCGUUCGUAGAUCCUGAUGCAAGGCAACCUUUCGUCCCUGUUAGAUCUCGUACCCCGCUCUCGUCCAUCCCUACUCAAUCGGAAUCCGAAGAUGACCCCGAAGAACUUGUACAAGCGCAACAUCCCAUCUCUGCGAAUUUCACUGAAACUGAUGAAGAUUAUUAUGACACUUCCACUGAUCAAUCUUCUGACUUUGACGACGGUCCUAUUGCGAUAAUGCCUAUUCAAGCUUCGACGACGCCUACAACGUCCGAAGAAGAUAGUGUCUUGUAUGACGAGCAGGGUAUCGAAGGAUACCAAGACCAACAACCCCCGUUGGGUGGACGAUUAGGCCAAUUCCAGGUGAUGACACCCAUAACAGAACGUACAUAUGAGUUUACCUCGACGAGUAUGAAGGGGCAGGCUACACCUAGUGAGGCUUAUGGACGACCGGUAUUCAGGAGGGAAGAUCCAGUUGAGGUCGCUGAACAGUUGGCAGCUGAGCUACGCCGCGAGGAGCAAGAAGAAGAGGAAGGAUGGGAACAAGUUGAUGGCGAAGAGGAGGACGUUCAGAACCUCGAAGAACGGACGGGGACGUUGAGCUUCUCGGACGCGAUAAAUGUCGCAUCAAAGUUCAAGACCUCGAAUCCAUGCAAUCCAUUUGACCCGCCAAUCAUGUCAACCCUGCUUUCCCUGAUUCCUGCUGAUCCUGCUUUCCGUGAUUUGAGACCGCAGGAAGCAGGCUUGUUGGAUACAUUGCAGAAGUUCGCUAAGAGGAAGACGAGGCGGACCAGCGGAAAUACAUCUUCAAGGUCGUUAUCAGAACCGGAAUACGUUGAGGUCACCCUUGGGGAUGAGAGGACGUACAAAGUCACAGAUAAACUUGGUGAAGGCGGGUUUGGCGCCGUCUUUGAGGCUAUAGACGUUUACACGUUGAACGAGAAGCGGCAAGAACGCGGUACAGACCACGACGAUGACGACGAUGACGACGAUUUUGAGGACGAAGACGAGGAUGGUGGCAUCCCGAGAGUUGCGUUAAAGGUCGUCAAGCCUCGGAACCUUUGGGAAUUCCAUGUAUUGCGCCGGAUCCAUUCGACCCUCCCGACACAGCUACGCAACUCGAUUAUCACUCCUCAACUAUUAUACGCAUACGCCGACGAGUCUUACCUCGUGUUAGAACUGCGUUCACAAGGGACACUUCUGAACAUCGUCAAUGGCGCAUCACAAGCUGGUAUCACACAACAUGGCGCAUGUCUCGACGAACUCCUUGUCAUGUUCUUUGCCAUCGAGCUCAUGCGCUUACUUGAAGGUCUCCACAGAGCAGGCUUCAUCCACGGAGACGUCAAGAUCGACAAUUGUUUAGUGAGAAUGGAAGAUGUACCCGGACCUGCAAGUGCUUGGGAUAGCACUUAUUCACCUACCGGCGACAAAGGUUGGAAGUACAAGGGAAUCAAGAUGAUCGACUUUGGAAGGACGAUUGAUACGAGAUUGUUCCCUGUCAACCAGCAGUUCGUAGGUGACUGGCCUACAGAUGCUCGUGAUUGCCUGGAACUGAGGGAAGGCAGGCCUUGGACGUUCCAGCCGGAUUACUAUGGUCUCGCCGGGAUCAUUUACUGCAUGCUUUAUGGCAAGUACAUUGAAGCAUCGUCGGUGACACUCGCACCUGGAUCGUCGGAUGGACGUCCACGAUACAAGCUUGCAGCUCCAUUCAAACGGUAUUGGCAAGUGGACCUGUGGACGAGACUAUUCGAUUUAUUACUCAAUCCUACUCUGGUGAGACUGGGUGGAAGUUUACCAUUGUGCGAUGAGAUGGGUGCUUUGAGAGGGGAGAUGGAAACGUGGCUACAAGCAAAUUGUAACCGAGUCAGUAACAGUUUGAAGGGUCUACUCAAGAAGGUUGGCCUAUCACUUCUGGGAGGAAAGGACGCACGACGGUGACCGUACCUCCCGUUCACUUGUCGCCGAUCUAUGCACGUUCGACUUCUAUGUUAUACUUAUACCUACCGCACUCCUUUUUUAAACACCGUAUGUUCGUCCUUUAUUACACCACCAGUUUUGACUUUAUGGGUUUUACGUCUGAGUAUAGCAGAAAACAUUUUGGAUGUCAACACAGCAGUGGAAGUUGCGACGGACAACAGUAAGGAGAGAAGACAACCAAAAAUUGACAACAGAGAACAAAGACGGUACAACACCAUAAGCCAUGAAUGACAACAGACAGAGCACGGUAACAACGAGACAAGUAAAUUACACCCAACGAAGCCACAACUGCCCCACUGAGCACAAUCACCAUAUGAAUGUGACGUUCCCAGUACCCUGUUCGUAGCCUUCUGU
Molecule: messenger RNA, 4289 nt
Organism: Somion occarium
Lineage: Eukaryota; Fungi; Basidiomycota; Agaricomycetes; Polyporales; Cerrenaceae
Source: the annotation of a GenBank genome assembly